AAAAUCUCAGGCACAAAAAGAUCUGAAGCAGGCGCCAAUUUCAGUGUAGGAUAAGGUUCCUCUCCUUGCAUCGUCUUCUUCCUCACAUCCUCUAUGUCUCUCCUCUAGCGUUUUCACUCCACGCAAUCACACAGAGAGUGAGUGAAAGAGAAUCACAAUAAAACCUAACAAUAACAACAACAAUGGCCACACUUCAAGCUUCUCUUCUCUUCAAACCACCCCUCCCUUUCCUCUCUCCCAACCACGCCGCCGCGUUCUCCCUCCACCACCACCUCUCCUUCCACCCCACGCGCCUCCGCCCCCGCGUCCACUGCACCUUCCGCCCCGACUCCGCCGCCAGUUCCCGCCCCGAACCACCCGAGGAACCUUCAGUCGACGCGGCCGCGGAAGCGGUUGUUAAUUCGAGCAGUGACGGUGAUGCGACAGUCGCGGUUUCGGAUUCGGAUUCGAACGAAUCGAGGCUCGAGGUGAUUGGUGAUUUGGAGGGGGAAGAGAAGAUUGGGAAUGAUUUGAAUGAGAAGAAGGAGGUGGAGGUUGAGGCUGUUGUUGCUGGUGAUACGCGGUUGCCGCUAUUGGUGUUUUUGGUGGGAGUGUGGGCGAGGGCGAGAGAAGGUGUGGAGAGGGUGGUUUCGGAAUUCUAUGGCUGGUGGCCGUUUUGGCGCCGGGAGAAGCGGUUGGCACGGUUGAUUUCCGAUGCCGACGCGAACCCUCAGGAUGCUGCCAAGCAGAGUGCUUUGUUUGUUGAGCUAAACAAGCACAGUCCUGAGUCUGUCAUUAAGCGAUUUGAGCAAAGGGAUCGAGCUGUGGACAGUAGAGGGGUUGCAGAGUAUCUUCGGGCUCUUGUAGUCACUAAUGCGAUUGCCGAAUAUCUUCCAGAUGAGGAAUCUGGAAAACCUUCUAGCCUUCCCAUCUUGUUGCAAGAGUUAAAGCAGCGUGCAUCAGGUAGCACAGAUGAAGCUUUUCUUAGCCCUGGAAUAUCAGACAAGCAGCCGUUACACGUGGUUAUGGUUGAUCCAAAAGUAUCAAACAAAUCACGUUUUGCCCAAGAGCUUAUCUCGACUAUUUUGUUUACUGUAGCUGUGGGAUUGGUCUGGUUUAUGGGUGCUGCUGCACUUCAAAAAUACAUAGGAAGCUUGGGUGGGAUUGGAACUUCAGGUGUUGGUUCAAGUUCUUCCUAUUCCCCAAAGGAGCUAAAUAAGGAAGUAAUGCCAGAAAAGAAUGUAAAAACUUUUAAGGACGUGAAAGGUUGUGAUGAUGCAAAGCAAGAACUUGAGGAAGUUGUAGAGUACUUAAGGAAUCCAGCUAAAUUUACGCGCCUUGGAGGAAAGUUGCCAAAGGGUAUUCUUUUGACAGGAGCGCCUGGAACCGGAAAAACACUGCUCGCCAAGGCUAUUGCUGGAGAAGCUGGCGUUCCAUUCUUCUAUCGGGCAGGGUCUGAAUUUGAGGAAAUGUUUGUUGGAGUUGGAGCUCGACGUGUAAGAUCCUUAUUUCAAGCAGCCAAAAAGAAGGCUCCUUGCAUCAUAUUCAUUGAUGAAAUUGAUGCUGUUGGAUCAACAAGGAAACAAUGGGAGGGCCAUACCAAAAAGACAUUGCAUCAACUUCUUGUUGAAAUGGAUGGGUUUGAGCAGAAUGAGGGAAUAAUAUUAAUGGCUGCAACAAACUUGCCUGAUAUUCUUGAUCCAGCUUUAACAAGGCCUGGUAGAUUUGAUCGGCAUAUUGUUGUACCAAAUCCAGAUGUACGUGGUCGGCAAGAAAUUUUGGAACUCUAUCUGCAAGACAAACCUGUAGCUGAUGAUGUUGAUAUUAAAGCACUUGCUCGUGGUACCCCAGGAUUCAAUGGGGCAGAUCUUGCGAACCUGGUAAAUGUCGCUGCCAUUAAAGCUGCAGUGGAAGGUGCAGAGAAAGUAACAACUACACAGUUGGAGUUUGCAAAAGACAGAAUAGUUAUGGGUACAGAGCGGAAAACAAUGUUUGUAUCAGAAGAGUCAAAAAAGCUUACUGCUUAUCAUGAGAGUGGCCAUGCAAUUGUUGCCCUUAACACUGAGGGUGCACAUCCAAUUCACAAGGCAACAAUCAUGCCACGUGGAUCUGCUUUAGGAAUGGUCACUCAGCUUCCCUCAAGUGAUGAGACUUCAAUAAGCAAGAAGCAGUUGUUAGCUCGCCUUGAUGUUUGUAUGGGAGGAAGAGUUGCAGAAGAGCUUAUCUUUGGUCAGGAUUAUGUCACAACUGGAGCAAGUAGUGAUCUUCAUACUGCUACUGAGCUUGCCCAUUACAUGGUAUCAAAUUGUGGGAUGAGUGAUGCAAUCGGGCCAGUUCAUAUAAAGGAGAGACCAAGUUCUGAUAUGCAGUCACGUAUUGAUGCAGAGGUUGUUAAACUCCUUAGAGAAGCAUAUGAUCGAGUGAAAGCCCUUCUGAAGAAGCAUGAGAAGGCAUUACAUGCGCUGGCAAAUGCAUUAUUAGAGUAUGAGACACUUAGUGCAGAAGAAAUCAAGCGAUUACUUCUCCCACAUCGGGAAGGAAGACUUCCAGAACAACAGGAACAAGAAGAAGCAGAAGGGGAGCUUGUACUGGCGUAAUCUUUUUCUGUACUUCCUGUCCAUUACUGUACUAAUUAUAGGGGAAGCUCUGUACAGUAUACCUAGAAGUCCUACAGGUAUUUUUAUUAAUCUAGUUUCUGCCAGUUCCCCUCUUUGUGCAUACUAUUCUUUGCAAAAGAUGGUUAUAGGAAGUAAGUUAUAUGUUGUAACCUUUGAAUAUCUCUGAAGCAACUACUCCCAUUAGAGUAUGAUUGCUCUUUGUGAGGGCAAUAUUUUUUUGAGAACUGUAUAAUUUUUAGGAAGUAACUUAUUGGACAUUUUGAGAAUUGUGUUUAGUAGCCUAUUCAUUCUUCAUUAGUAAGAAUUUCUUUA
Messenger RNA from Lotus japonicus, 2909 nucleotides. Its product is annotated as ATP-dependent zinc metalloprotease FTSH 11, chloroplastic/mitochondrial. Gene Ontology annotation, cellular component: membrane; chloroplast thylakoid. The transcript is spliced from 17 exons. Gene Ontology annotation, biological process: proteolysis. The record is from RefSeq and is a predicted model, not a curated record. Lineage: Eukaryota; Viridiplantae; Streptophyta; Magnoliopsida; Fabales; Fabaceae. Gene Ontology annotation, molecular function: ATP-dependent peptidase activity; ATP binding; ATP hydrolysis activity. Bases 183 to 2576 code for a protein of 797 amino acids.